AGCAUAAGAAUCGCGGGUCUUCCUUCCCCUAAGUUACUAGCUGUCUUUGAAUAUCAUGCGCUGCCUUCCCCUAAGUUACUAGCUAUCUUGUGUCCUCAUGCGACGAUUUCCUCUAAGUUACUAGCCCUCUUCCACCAUGACUCGACCUGAUCCAUCCGCCAUGCCUGUAUCGCCUCAUCCACGCGCCUCGACGCCCGCACAACUACGCUCAACCUUGGAAGGAUGUUGUUCAGUGGAUGGAAAAUCACCGGUCAUAGCCGGUUCUCAUGGCUCCCCCCCAAGUUGGCCGAGUUUUGAUCCCAUCGCCGCCUCCAAUUCGUCCAUGACCCUAUCGCCGCGCUUCCGAACACAACGUGCCUCAGGACAUAACUCGCUUCACCGAUUUUUUUCUUCUCGGGCCAAGGCAUGGCAUUCCUGGUGAUGAUGUCGAUUGCUUUUCGGAAUACGUAACCCCCCACGCUCAACUUCCAUGUCCGACACGUUUUCCUGCCCGCCGCCGGCCGUUUUAUUUCCUGGGGAACAUCCGGAGCCGCAACGAGAUGCAGUCACAUCCCCACAAGCAGUGUUUUUUUCUCACAAAUGCGCCUGGCUCCCCGGAUGACUUCCGUCAUGAAUCCUUGGGUUGGGCUGUAGACCGCAACGUUGUCGACGUCGACUCUCACGAGAUUGUGCGACACUCCACCGCUCGGUGGCUUUCAUCGGCUGUGACGGUUUGCAAUACGGAUAAAGCGUCAUGGGCGCACACAUUCCCCUCCAAGCGCAGCAAUCACACAAAGUGUCAAAGCACAGCCACCUACACCUUUCUUUACCUCGGCCUCCAGACCAAACUCGUGGAACUCGGAAAGCCUCAGUCUCUGUCUGAUCCGAAACAUGAACCAAGCAUUCGAGAACGAGCGAAAAUGAAACUUGGGUCGUCUAUGCAACAGCACAGCCAGGCAAGCCUCAUGGGUUAG
Fusarium vanettenii 77-13-4 is the source of this 953-nucleotide messenger RNA. RefSeq lists its product as uncharacterized. The coding region runs from base 540 to 953 and encodes 137 amino acids. The transcript is spliced from 3 exons. The record is from RefSeq and is a predicted model, not a curated record. NCBI's taxonomy places the organism in Eukaryota, Fungi, Ascomycota, Sordariomycetes, Hypocreales, Nectriaceae.